UCAAACUUUGCCGUGUGUCUUGUCUAUAGUCUGUUUCUGUUGUCGAAUUUUAAGGCACCUACGAUGCAUUAUUUAGUCAAAACAUCUUAAAAUGUGUUAUUAAAUUGAACUAAACAUUGUAAUUUAACUUCAAAUGGCGAAUUUUGGAGUAAACACUUAAAGCAGGGGCCUUGAACAUAAUUGAUUGUUGUUUUGCCCUGUUUAUAAAAAUGUCGAAGAAUGGCGAAGUAUCGUCAAGUCAAGGGCCAAGUAGACCAAACAUGCCAAAACCAGAUUUAAAUUUAUUCUGUUCAGAAAAACGCAAAAUGUUAGAUUUACAGCUUGGUGGACCAUCAGGUGAUGGGGCAGCAUUUGUGCCGUUCCCUUCGAAUACACCGGGGCCGAAAGCGAGAGUCCCAGCGCGUACUAUCAGAGAUGUUUUGCCUGACAAUACCAGAGAUAGAUGUAGAAUUUAUCCUACAAUGCAAUCAUCAGGAAAGUUGCAAUUAUCAGCUACAGAAAUAUAUGAUUUUACUGCAGAUGACUUACAGGAUCUUGGUGAAAUUGGUAGAGGUGCCUUUGGAGCAGUAAAUAAAAUGGUUCACAGAAAAACUAACAGAGUAAUGGCUGUGAAGAGGAUUCGCUCCACUGUGGAUGAAAAGGAACAAAAGCAGUUGCUUAUGGAUCUUGAAGUUGUCAUGAAAAGCAAUGAAUGUGUCUAUAUUGUACAGUUUUAUGGGGCACUAUUUAAGGAAGGUGAUUGUUGGAUAUGCAUGGAACUGAUGGAUACAUCUUUAGACAAAUUUUACAAGUUCAUUUGUGAAAGGAUGCAGACUCGAAUACCUGAAACUAUUUUAGCUAAAAUAACUCUUGCAACAGUCAAAGCUUUAAAUUAUUUAAAGGAGAAAUUAAAAAUUAUUCAUCGGGAUGUAAAACCUUCUAACAUAUUAUUAGACAGAAGGGGGAACAUAAAGCUUUGUGACUUUGGUAUAUCAGGUAAACUGGUGGACUCAAUAGCGCGGACUCGGGAUGCUGGAUGUAGACCCUACAUGGCUCCAGAACGGAUUGACCCAGGUCGUGCGAGAGGAUAUGACGUGCGCUCUGACGUUUGGUCUCUCGGAAUAACAUUAAUGGAAGUGGCAACAGGAGCUUUUCCAUACCCUCGUUGGGGUUCCGUGUUUGAGCAGUUACAACAAGUAGUUCAAGGUGAUCCGCCACGUCUCACUAACAAGAACAACUCAUUCUCAAACAACUUUGUCCACUUUGUCAAUACUUGCCUCAUAAAAGAAGAAACUCAGCGACCAAAAUACAACAGACUAUUAGAGCAUCCAUUCAUUAAAGGUAUAGAGCAAAGUCGGGCAGACGUUGCGGCGUACGUUUGCGAAGUUCUCGAUGCAAUGGAGAGGAAUGGAGUUAGCCCCUUCACCACAGACCAGCCAGCACAAGCUUGGGUUGACUAAUCCUGAUAGUACCGACGUGGCUAGAAAUUAAUUCUAGACCUAGCCUAGUCCUAGAUAAAAACCAAACACAUAGAACUCACGAUAAUCAAGUGAAUUUAUGAAACAUUGGGCUAUUAGAACCCUUGUUUCUAAAGCUUUUGCCAUACAACCAGGAUUGUGAAAUAUAAUUUAUAUCCAUCUUGUCACAUUAAAGUAGAUGCACUUAAAUUUAGGUUUCAUAAAAACAAGGUAAUUUGUAAAUUCAACAUCGGCUUGCCUUAGUUGAAUUAGUAAAAUCUUAGAAAAAAGGGUUGAAUUUCGUGUCUAUUUUAUACCUUAUGACUAUGAAAGAAGCAUAGUUUGAAUUGCAUACGCUAGAACAAGUAGGAAAUUUUUUUAUAAUCUCUUAUGCAAUCCUUGUGGCACUAAUGAAAUUUAUUUCUUGUCUAAUUUUAAAUUUUCUAAGUAAAUGUUAUUGGGUUCCCAUGGAUAUGAGUUAGUUUUUUUAUUAUCACAUAUUUAUUUGUCAGUUUUUUAAAUGCAUAUUUUGUUUUUAUUUAUGUUUAAUUUAAUGAAGUUUGAAUUUUUAACAAUAAUUCGACUCAUCAUCAUUAGCUGAGGUGUCCCCACUGAGGGCUUGGAGCCUACCCUAAGUUAGGGGGAAUUUAAGUCAUGAUCAAGAAUUUUUUUUUGUAAUCUUUUUUUUUGGUGAAAUUCAUAUAAUUAAAAAUGUUUUACUUUAAUAAAAUAUGAUGGGAGCCUAGUCUUGUUGACUAGAAAUGUUAAAAUUGUAAAAUAAAUCUUUUAUUGUGGAUGUGAAAUGCUUAUUAUUUUAUUUGGCUGACUGAGGUACACAAAUUUCAAAGGCCCCUUGGGCCUUAUGUAUAGGUGUAAUUUUGUAAUAAUUUGUAUAUACAGAUGGAUAAUAAUUAAUUGAUAAGUAAACAUUUUAAAGCAACCAUUUUAUAUGGCAGCAAUACACAUAAAUUAUAGACAAACACAUGCAAUUGAUUUCCAUUCUAUUUAAUCUAAAUUUAUUAUAUUUAAAAAAUGGUUUAC
This is a messenger RNA of Papilio xuthus (Asian swallowtail), 2477 nucleotides long. RefSeq names its product dual specificity mitogen-activated protein kinase kinase 4 (gene Mkk4). The coding region runs from base 210 to 1439 and encodes 409 amino acids. Gene Ontology annotation, biological process: protein phosphorylation; MAPK cascade. The record is from RefSeq and is a predicted model, not a curated record. NCBI's taxonomy places the organism in Eukaryota, Metazoa, Arthropoda, Insecta, Lepidoptera, Papilionidae. Gene Ontology annotation, molecular function: JUN kinase kinase activity; ATP binding. The transcript is spliced from 8 exons.